This is a messenger RNA of Bipolaris oryzae ATCC 44560, 306 nucleotides long. RefSeq lists its product as uncharacterized. Bases 1 to 306 code for a protein of 101 amino acids. The record is from RefSeq and is a predicted model, not a curated record. NCBI's taxonomy places the organism in Eukaryota, Fungi, Ascomycota, Dothideomycetes, Pleosporales, Pleosporaceae. The transcript has a single exon.
AUGUACCCGUUCGUUCUAGAAGAACCAGAAUGGGGUGAUGUAAAGGGGGACGUCUCCAUAGAUGUGAUCCUGCAGCCAGACAUGCAAAGCGGACGUGCCCCUGGCUGCACCGUGACGCUUUGGGAGGCCUGUCAGGCACCGGUAGAACCCGGUCCACGGAAUCAAGGGCAAUUCAAUUCUUACCCAAGGAUCGGUUUCAGUGGACAGAUACUGCGGUCUAUGCACCAAAUGGAGGGAUGUUUGGCAAAAGAAGCGGUUGGCACUGAAGACGAGCCUGUGUGUUCUGGCCAAUCUCACCUUCGCUAA